Messenger RNA from Drosophila grimshawi, 1733 nucleotides. RefSeq names its product putative inorganic phosphate cotransporter (gene MFS1). Gene Ontology annotation, molecular function: transmembrane transporter activity. Gene Ontology annotation, cellular component: plasma membrane. The transcript is spliced from 4 exons. NCBI's taxonomy places the organism in Eukaryota, Metazoa, Arthropoda, Insecta, Diptera, Drosophilidae. The coding region runs from base 45 to 1508 and encodes 487 amino acids. The record is from RefSeq and is a predicted model, not a curated record. Gene Ontology annotation, biological process: transmembrane transport; monoatomic anion transport.
GCCAGAGUGCAGCGUGCCCAGUUCAAAUACGAUUUAAACUCGAAAUGGCAUCGGAAACAAAUACGGGUCCCAUGCUGGGUCAACGUCAUGUGCAGACUUUUCUGCUUUUCCUCUCAAUCGUCGUCAACUAUAUUGCCAAGUUUAACGCUGGUGUUGCUGUUGUCGCCAUGACCAAUGCCGAGAGCACAAAUCCCAAUUUUCCAGAGUACAACUGGAAUGAAAUGGAACGCUCUUAUAUUUUGUCCAGUUUCUUCUGGGGAUAUAUAAUGACUCAAUUUCUGGGCGGCUGGCUUUGCCGUCGCUAUGGCGCCAGACUCACAAUGUUUGUCUCCACCAUAGGAUCGGCACUGCUGGUGCUAUUAGUGCCCUUCUGUGUGUCCUGGGGUGGCUGGCAAGUUUACUGUGCGAUUCGUGUUUGCAUGGGCAUCUUCCAGGGCUUGAUGUUCCCAUGUGUGCAUGCUCAUCUGGCCAACUGGUGUCCAGUUUCGGAACGCAACAGAUUGGGCGCCUUGGCCAACACGGGCAUUGACUGCGGCACAUUGUUGGCCAUGUUUGUCAGUGGCCAGGUGGCUGCUUCCAGUAUGGGCUGGCCAGGUAUCUUCUACAUCUCAUGCGCGGUGGGAGUUCUCUGGUGUGUGGCCUGGUGGAUCUUUGGCGCUGAUACGCCCAAACAAUCCAGAUUUAUCAGCAAGGAGGAGCUAUAUUAUAUUGAGUCGUCUAUCAGUGAAAAUACUAAAGAGGAGGAUACUAAGGAAGUGCUUAAGAUACCAGUGCCCUGGAAGGCUAUUCUCACCUCGUUGCCCUUUUGGGCACUAUUUUUGGUACGUUGCACCCAAUCCUGGGGAUAUUCCACGCUGCAGGCUGAGAUUCCGGCUUAUAUGAAUGGAGUGCUGCUGAUGGAGAUGAAGAGCAAUGCUUUAUUCUCGGCCCUUCCCUAUUUGGCAUCCUGGAUCAUGGCCUUUGUCUAUGUAAUUGUGGCCGAUAUUUUGCUUACGAACGGCACUUUGACCAUCACCGGUAUAAGAAAGACCUUCAGCUCGGUGGCCUCCUGGUUGCCGGCCCUUAGUUUGAUUGGCCUCAGCUUUCUCGACAGCAAUCAAAAAACAUUAGCUAUUAUCCUGAUGACAGCCAGUGUGGGUAUUAAUGCCGGCGCCACCAUUGGCAGCGCCCUUAACACCAUCGAUCUGUCGCCAAAUCACGCGGGCAUCCUCAUGGGCAUCGUCAACACGGGAGCGAAUGUUGUGCCCAUACUGACGCCGCUGCUGGUAGGACUUAUAGUUAAAAAUGAGCAAGAUCGCGUAGAAUGGCAAGUGGUUUUCAUUAUAUCUGCCGUCAUUUUCUUUCUGGGCAAUCUGUUCUACAUUUGGUUUGGCAGAAUGGUGAAUCAGCCAUGGAAUGCCGCUGACUUUCUAGAGCAGCAUCAGGAAGGCCACAAUCAGGAAGCAGGACAAGCAGGAAAGGUAAACUCGAAAGCAUUGGAGGCUCGGCAAAAUGAGGGGCUAGAUUAAUGCGAACGAACAAAUGUCAAAACGGAAUAUUGUUGCAUUAAAUCAAUACAGCCAUAAUUCUCAGAGGUUGACAAGCGGAUGCAAUGGAAUCGUGGAGUGAUAACAAGAACUAAGCAGUGCUUAUCGUACUAAGUAGUACCAAUUAAGAUUUACUGACGGCUGGAUCGUUGUUAAUAACCAUAGAAAAACAAUAGUUAAUAAAUACUGCAGCUGUAUAAAUAUAAA